AUGAGCUUCGAGCUCACAGCCUUCCCCCUUCUGGGGAUUGAGCGGUUUCUUUAUGGAUACAUCUAUCAGUUUCCCGAGUCAUUCAAGCGUUGUUGCAAGGGGCCGCUGAAGUCAUUGCUGGACUACGACGAGGGUGUCUACUGGCAGGUAGCAAAGCAUCUGGGCGUGGGCAUCAAAGUCUUCCAGUUUGGUGUCUUGGGCUACGACCUUGUCCUGCGAAGGAGCUUAUCGCUUGCUGAACCAAACCUGCUUUGUCCCGACCAUAAGGGAGACAAACUCAAGGCGGGCGGAGGGGACCUGGCCUUCCACCCUCUGGUGAGGCCAGAAGAUGAACUUCUGGAAGCAGGACGCUGGAAGAAGCCUGCAAAAGAAGAUGAAUCCAAAGGCCAUCUCAUCUAUCUGACCGGAGCGAGGUCACUGCUGGCUCUUUGGAUCCUGGGAGACCAUUUCAUUCACCGGGCCAGUGUCUUCACAGACCGGUCAAACGUCGCCGUCGCUGCCUUCAUUUCAUUAAGUGGCUUCGUGACCCAAUGGGCCUACAGCACCCGAGACUUCUCGCGCUUGGGUACUGUCUUCCAGUACCUGGUUAGGCGUAUUGGAAGAGUGGCCCUGACCACUUACUUCGCCAUGCUCGCUGCUGUGGGCGUACUGGCAGUGCAGACUCACAUCCCAAGCUGGAGGCACAUGGUCCGGUGUUUCCUCUUCGUGGAAACCUGGUUACAGCCAGAAAACUGGUGCCCCGAUGGGCAAAGCUGGACCAUCGCGGCACUCCUGCCCAGCUGGCUGAUCUACCCCUCGCUGAAGCAUCUGGUUGGCCUCAUGGAGAAGAAUUACGGAGCCCUAGGCCUCCUGCAGCUUUUGCUUGCGCUUUGGAUGAUCUCCGCCGGGCCAAGCUUGGUGGUCUUUCUGAUGCAGGACGGCUUCUUGACCAACAAGCAGCACAACCUCGCAUACCUCUGGCCUCCGAGCCAAAUGCCGGAUUUUGCAAUCGGCGUGAUUGCAGCAACGCUGGCCAAACGGCACGACGCAAGCUCUGCAAAGUCAGGGUUGCCGCCUGCCUGGCUGCGGGGUCUGCUCGCAGAUCUGUCCCUGAUCAUCAUUUUCGCUGUCGUGUUGUUGGUGCCCAGCUCGGGUUACCACGAGGGCUGGGAGCCCCUCUACAACCACAGCCUGGGCCCGCUCUGGGCGCUGUUCUUCUACGGCUCGGCUGCCAGCCAGGGCUCAGGCAUUUCGGCCUGCACCCUCGGAGUGGCGCCCUUGGCCGUUCUCGGAAGGUACAGCUUCGAGGUCUUCUUAUUCCAGCAGCCGCUCUUCAACGCUUUCGAGAUUCUUUGGAUUGCCGGCAUGAACGAGGUUCUGCCCAUGUGGGGAUUUGCCACCAUUUUCCUGGUGACAUUGUAUACCCUCUCCGCGAUCUAUGCGGAGUGCAUCGAGGCGUCUGCUGUGGUGCAAGGCUUGCUUCUCCAGUGCUUCUUGUCCUUGAGCCACAGGCCUUCGUCUCGGGAGUGCCGCAGCGGUCAGUUCAGCUGCCUUCCAAGGUCCAGCUCCUUCUCCCUGGCGGAGUACCCGGAGAACGAGGAGAACAUCAGCAGUGCCUCUAUUGUCUUUUGGGGUGUCUUCGGCCUCCUGCUGCCCCUCCUUGGCGGCUUCACCACGGGCUUGAUCUUCGCAGCUUUGGGCUGGGGCCUGUCCACCGGCGGAAUUCUCAGUUUCGUGAAGAAGACCAAGUCCAUUGAGGAGUAUGCCGACUACGUGACGCAGGUCAGCGACCUUGGCAAGAAGGGUGGCGAGUACGGUCUGAAGGCAUACAACUUCGUGGCGAAGAAGACUGGAGAGAUGUCGAAGUGA
Molecule: messenger RNA, 1848 nt
Organism: Symbiodinium sp. CCMP2456
Lineage: Eukaryota; Dinophyceae; Suessiales; Symbiodiniaceae
Source: the annotation of a GenBank genome assembly